Molecule: messenger RNA, 1902 nt
Organism: Thalassophryne amazonica
Lineage: Eukaryota; Metazoa; Chordata; Actinopteri; Batrachoidiformes; Batrachoididae
Gene: slc5a8
Product: solute carrier family 5 member 8
Exons: 17
Coding region: 35-1861 (608 amino acids)
Biological process (GO): sodium ion transport; propanoate transmembrane transport
Cellular component (GO): membrane
Molecular function (GO): organic acid:sodium symporter activity
Source: RefSeq, a predicted model, not a curated record
AGUAUAUUUUUAAUGUGCGCUGACUUUCAUCACGAUGGCCGUGGGCUACUUCGCAGUACAAGACUAUGUGGUGUUUGCUGUCAUGCUGGUGGUGUCUGCCGCCAUCGGGGUCUACUUCGCCUGGGUUGACAAGGGUCGUGUGAGCUCCAAGGAGUUCCUCACGGGAGGCCGCAGAAUGACGGCCUUGCCUGUCUCUCUGUCUCUGGUUGCCACCUUCCUGUCUGCCAUUUCCAUGCUGUCAGCCCCAGCUGAGGUGUAUCGCUAUGGAGCCAUCUUGGUAUUUGCUUGCCUCUCGCUCAUUUUUGUAAUGGUGGUGACAUCUGAAAUCUAUCUGCCGGUCUUCUAUAGGCUGGACAUCACCAGCACCUACGAGUAUCUGGAGCUACGUUUCAGCAAAGCAACCCGUCUACUGGGAACAGUGCUCUUCGUUAUUCAGGCCGUCCUCUACACUGGAAUGGUUAUUUAUGUCCCAGCACUUGCUUUAAGCCAAGUAACUGGUAUGAAUGUAUGGGGUGCCGUCAUUUCGACAGGCAUGGUCUGUACAUUUUACUGCACACUGGGUGGUCUAAAGGCAGUGGUGUGGACGGACGUGUUCCAGGCUGUUAUCAUGUUGUCAGGUUUUCUGGCUGUGAUCAUUAAGUCCGUGGUCUUUAAAGGUGGAGUCUCCACCAUCAUUUCAGAUUCCCAGCAAGGAGGGAGACUCAACUUUUGGGACUUUGACAUGAACCCUAAGAGGAGACACACCUUUUGGACAGUAACCAUUGGAGGGGUGUUUCUGUGGACUUCCAUCUAUGCAAUCAACCAAGCCCAGGUUCAGAGAUACAUGUCCUGCAAGACCAUCACUCAUGCCAAACUAUCUUUGUACAUCAACUUAUUUGGACUGUGGGUCUUCCUUCUCACCUCCAUAUUUGCUGGAUUGUGCCUUUUCUCAGUCUAUAAGAACUGUGAUCCAUGGACAGCUGGACUGGUCUCUACACCCGAUCAGAUGAUGCCAUAUUUAGCGAUGGACAUCUUGAGAGACUACCCUGGCAUUCCAGGACUGUUUAUUGCAGCGGCAUAUAGCGGCUCGCUAAGCACAGUGUCUUCCAGCAUCAAUGCAUUGGCCACAGUGACAGUAGAGGAUAUGAUCAAACCGUACACCAGUUUGUCAGAGAAAUACCUGUCCUGGCUCUCUAAAGGACUAACUUUCUUAUAUGGGAUUUUAUGUAUUGGAAUGGCUGGAUUGUCUUCAACCCUGGGAGCAAUAAUGCAGGCUGUCAUCAGUAUCUUAGGUGUUACUGGAGGUCCUUUACUUGGUCUAUUCACACUGGGAUUCCUGUGUCCAUUUGCUAAUUCCAAGGGAGCUUUGUUAGGUGUUGUGUCUGGGCUCGUUGCAUCUGUGUGGUUGACUGUUGGAGUCCAGAUUUACCCUCCACCCCCUGAGCUGACGCGGCCUCUGCCACUGACCACGGACGGCUGUAACUUCACCGCAACGCACAGCGUCAACAGGACCUCCACCAUGGCUCCAACAGUACAGCCAAGCACAGCAGCGCCCCUACAGGACAGGCAUUUUAUGGCUGAUAACUGGCCUUAUAUAUCCUACCUCUACACCUGUCCCAUUGGAACUAUAACAGCUAUCGGUGUGGGAGUCAUAGUCAGCCUGCUUUCAGGAGGCUUGAAAGCGAAGGUCGACUCAAGGUUUGCUUUAAUGAAAGAAGAUACAAGUUUGUACUAUAUAUUUGUGUUUUUCAAAAAAAAUGUCAUGAGACAAAGAGGAAUGUGUGACCUGACAAAGGAGACAGAGACCAAAACUGGCAACACUAAUCCUGCUUUCUGUGACAUUGUGAUGGACUUUAAAAAAGAACAUUCCAACACUGACUAAGAUGGUCUUUGCUUUCAAUCCAACCUUCUGUGGUGAUUAAA